This is a messenger RNA of Bombyx mandarina (wild silkworm), 1503 nucleotides long. It is a transcript of the gene svp, whose product is annotated as COUP transcription factor 2. The record is from RefSeq and is a predicted model, not a curated record. Lineage: Eukaryota; Metazoa; Arthropoda; Insecta; Lepidoptera; Bombycidae.
ACCGCGACCCUUGACACACUAGCGCGUCGCGCGUCUUCUCGCCCCGUGACCGCAACCGGCAUCAUCACGCACGGAGCGCUAGUUUACGGCGGGGUCGGAGGCCCGGGGCUUUGCCCUCCGAGAGGCCCUGACCACCCGCCCCUCGAACUCGGCUUUCGCGGUAGUUGGAGGGAAGAUGAGCAUUUGCCUUCGACUCCCGCGAGUCAGGCCGCGUCGACGCAGAGCGGUUCCUCCGCGACGGAUAAAGGCCAGAAUGUGGAGUGCGUGGUCUGCGGUGACAAGUCCUCCGGGAAACACUACGGCCAGUUCACUUGUGAGGGCUGCAAAUCGUUUUUCAAGAGAUCCGUCCGGAGAAACCUGACGUAUUCGUGCAGAGGAAACAGGAGCUGCCCCAUUGACCAGCACCAUAGAAACCAGUGUCAGUUCUGCAGACUAAGGAAAUGUCUCAAAAUGGGCAUGAGAAGAGAAGUACCAACUGUCCAAAGAGGUCGAGUGCCUCCAUCGCAGCAGCCCGGCCUGGGACUCCCUGGCCAGUUCACCCUAGGCAACGGUGACCCCGGCGCCGGACUCAACAAUCAUCCAUAUCUCUCGUCGUACAUAUCGCUGCUACUGCGGGCGGAGCCCUACCCCGCCUCGAGAUACAGUCCAUGCGUCCAACCAACGAACGUCAUGGGCAUAGACAACAUCUGCGAGCUCGCUGCCAGACUGCUUUUCUCCGCCGUCGAAUGGGCGAGAAACAUCCCCUUCUUCCCCGAACUGCAAGUUACGGACCAAGUCGCCUUACUGAGGCUCGUCUGGUCGGAACUGUUCGUGUUAAACGCCUCUCAGUGCUCCAUGCCCCUCCACGUGGCCCCCUUACUGGCCGCCGCGGGUCUGCACGCGUCCCCCAUGGCGGCCGACCGAGUGGUCGCCUUCAUGGACCACAUCCGCAUCUUCCAAGAGCAGGUGGAGAAGCUGAAGGCGCUCCACGUGGACUCCGCGGAGUACUCCUGUCUGAAGGCGAUCGUCCUCUUCACGACAGAUGCGUGUGGCUUAUCAGACGUGACGCACAUAGAGAGCCUUCAAGAAAAAUCUCAGUGCGCCCUCGAAGAAUACUGCAGGACCCAAUGCGUGUGGCUUAUCAGACGUGACGCACAUAGAGAGCCUUCAAGAAAAAUCUCAGUGCGCCCUCGAAGAAUACUGCAGGACCCAGUACCCGAACCAGCCCACGAGCGGUACCAGCGCGAGGCUCAGCCCGAGGACGCCGUCACGUCCUCGAGCGAGUUCCAAGAGGCCGCUGAAACGGACUACUUCGCCCGCGGCAGAUCAAGCGAGAGAGCCGACCCCUGCCCCACAUUCGAUCCCCUGUCAGCGUUCUACGCGCCCAAAACGACCGAAGAAUGCUUCGAAGUGGCCACCAGCACCAUCGAGACGCAGAAACAAGUCCACAAGUCGUUGACCAUCGACAAUCUCCUCAACACGCGAAGUCAGGACUCGUGUUCAAUCCAGGAGAUGAAACAGUGA